GUGUACUCUCUGUCAGAACUAGUACUUCAUAUCGUUAAGAUAGAGAAUGUUAGCUCCACCUAUACCAAGGAACAGCUAUCUGAAAAGUUACUUCCUCUCAGAAGACCCUAUGAAUCUGGUCUGGGAUGUGAGUGGCAUGAAGCUAAUACGGAUUACGGAUUGUGCAGCACUGGUGUUCUGAGGCGGUGGAUUCUGUCUGUAUGCGAGAUAAUGAAGCCAGUUAAACCCAGCGCUUGCAAUCAGGGGGAUGAGGAUGAGGAUGAUGGGUUCUGGAGUCAGAAGGGAAGUAAGACUGAACUACAUGGAAAUGGUAAACGAGCUUUUACAAGUUUACAAGCAACUGGGCUGAUGUCCGAGUACAUUACAGACUGGAAGCAUUACACUCAUUACUCCCAAUCAUUUGAAAAACCGGAAGAACCCCCAUUAGACUAUAGAUGAAUCACUCUCCCUGCUCAUCAGCCUUUCCUCUCUUCAUCAUCAUUUGGUUGGAUCCGUUCAUGAGUUCUACGAAAUGGUAUUUUCUCUCCAAUUUGUUAUACAAACUUAUUGCUAUUCGGUUCUCCUGGUUUAGUGCAGUAAAUAAUACCUUUCAAGUGCA
Messenger RNA from Eurytemora carolleeae, 598 nucleotides. RefSeq lists its product as uncharacterized. Gene Ontology annotation, biological process: regulation of miRNA-mediated gene silencing. Lineage: Eukaryota; Metazoa; Arthropoda; Copepoda; Calanoida; Temoridae. The record is from RefSeq and is a predicted model, not a curated record.